Molecule: messenger RNA, 1221 nt
Organism: Melampsora larici-populina 98AG31
Lineage: Eukaryota; Fungi; Basidiomycota; Pucciniomycetes; Pucciniales; Melampsoraceae
Exons: 4
Coding region: 1-1221 (406 amino acids)
Source: RefSeq, a predicted model, not a curated record
AUGGAUUACAUCAAAGCUCUAGUGGAGGAUCGUGAUUUAAUGUUACUACGUUUACAAACUUCUCUGAGGCUGCUACAGAUUUCGUCUCAAGAUGUUUUGUUAUCUCCUGCGUGGUUUGAUAUGAGCUUCAUUCAAGAGAGCACAAAGUACCCUUGGGCCAACAAGAAUGCUCUAUUCCGCUCGUUGCACGCUAUGAUGUGCCGAGUAGAUCAAUCGAGAGAUUGGACGAAUCACUCAGUCAUCAAGUCAAACCUUCAAGGAGAUGACGGUGUUGCUGAAUCUACACUUGGCAUGAGUAAGACGAUCGCAUGGCUGGUAUCUCAAUGCUACUCCUCAAACGAUGACAAAUCUCAGACGAAGCGAUCUAGACAGUCACAAUCCACUAUUCGUACGCUUCAGAAGAAGUACUUUCUUGUAUUCUUAGGUGUCAAUCUAAUCUAUGAGAGUGAGGUUCACAACCUAUUGCUGAAGAAGGCGGAGGUUGUGAAGGUACCAGUUCGAGAGAUUAGGUCGAUGAAAUCUACCCAGAAGUAUAACUCAGUCUUGCAUCAACUGUUCAAUGACCGACAUAAAUUCAGGAGUGCAAAUGCGAAAACCAUUGCUGGACCUUCUAAAGCACCAGCAUCCAUUGGCGGGAAUUCGGGCUCUACCUCGACAGCUCAGCCUUCGGCCAAAACUCCUGAUACUAAAGUCUUAGCUCAAACAUCCCGAGAUAUUUCAGACCUCAAGAAGCAAUUGGGUGACACACCUCAUUCUUACGGUUUACGUGCCUGGAAUCGGCUUGAUAAAUUAAUGUUUCAAAGCAUGAAGCGCUUCCUAACGGAGUCCGGUCAAUUCAACAUGAAAAUAGAAUGGAGUUCAAUGACAAAACAUUUUCAUGAAGAAUUUGAGGAGAAGAAGCUUGCUGGAUACUUCAUGUUGGAUAUGUUGACUGAGACACAUAGGCCUGGACUUAGUAUUGGUUUGAAUGGUUUGGUGCUGGACCAUGUUUUCAUUGACACAGCCAAGUUGAUGAAAAUGAACGCGCCGGCCACUGAAACGUUUCAAUCUCUGUUGGGUCCCACAGAGGGCCCUUUGCUACCUGUAACUGAUCGUGGCCGAAAUCUGUACCCAGAGGUCACUGAGCGCACUGAAGAAGACGAAGGCGAUGGGGAUUUGGGUACUGAAGGGGGAGAUGAUGAAGAGGAUGUUCACGCAAGUGAUGGUGCGGGUGAUGAUUAA